UCACUUACACGCACAAUGUAAUGAACCCUAAAUAUUGAUAAAACAUCAAAAUGGGUUCGAAGCACCAUCCUGAUUUGAUUAUGUGCCGCAAGCAGCCUGGUAUCGCUAUUGGAAGGCUGUGUGACAAGUGUGACGGGAAAUGUCCGAUAUGUGACUCCUACGUGAGACCGUAUACUCUCGUGAGGAUAUGUGAUGAGUGUAACUACGGUACAAACCAGGGGCGAUGUGUUAUAUGCUCGGGACCUGGUAUAUCCGACGCUUACUACUGUAAGGAGUGCUGCCAAUGUGAAAAGGAUAGGGAUGGGUGUCCAAAGAUUAUAAACCUGGGUAGUGCCAAAACAGAUCUCUUUUACGAACGGAAGAAGUAUGGAUAUAAGCCCACGUGAUAUAUUCAAGG
Messenger RNA from Babesia bovis T2Bo, 397 nucleotides. RefSeq names its product PHD finger-like domain-containing protein 5A. The coding region runs from base 51 to 386 and encodes 111 amino acids. The transcript has 4 exons. Gene Ontology annotation, biological process: mRNA splicing, via spliceosome. NCBI's taxonomy places the organism in Eukaryota, Apicomplexa, Aconoidasida, Piroplasmida, Babesiidae. Gene Ontology annotation, cellular component: U2 snRNP; catalytic step 2 spliceosome; precatalytic spliceosome. The record is from RefSeq and is a predicted model, not a curated record.